UGUCUUAGAUUUAAAUAUAUACUCUGUCAUGUGAAAUUGCAUUUUAUUAAAUUGGCGACGAGGAUUUUAAAAUGAAUCCGGAAUUAAUGGAAGAAUUCCUUAAGGUACAACAAAACCAACAAACACAAAUAACUAAAAUACUGGAAUUACUUACACAAACAGUAAUACAAGUAAGUGGAACGUCACAGACCCCUACUACGAGUGCAACAGACUCGAGCAUAUUGACAACAUCGUCAAACACAGUCUUAAAAAAUUUUAAAUGCGAUCAAUUCAAUCCCGCAACAACGGAUAUACAUAAUUUCAUAGACUACUUUGAAGUCAAAUGUAACAUAUGGGGUGGAGACACUGACAAUGUGAAGAGACAAUUACUUUUCACAUGCCUUAGCCCUGAAAUAUUCCAUGAAGUUAAGGUAGCGUUCACACCGCAUUUUGAAACAUCGACAUAUAACGACAUUAAAAUUAAAUUAAUUGACCUUUAUGGUACUAGAAAAACAAGGUAUAAAGCCCUCACUGAUUUUUGGAAUGCAACACGUCAACAAAACGAGUCAAUGACAAAUUAUGCAAACAGGCUAAAGGAACUGAGUAAGGAUUGCAAAUAUGACAAUUUGCUAGAGAGACAAUUACGAGAUAGAUUUGCAACAGGCCUUAAUCAUGCAGCGUUAGAGAUAGACCUAAAACAAAGAUGGCCUGACCUGCUUGAGAAAGAUGAGACUGGAAAAUUAAUAGAAGUCACAUUCCAACAACUAUUUACUUUCGCUCAAUCCAGAGAGAUAGCAGAAUCUGAUAACAUUGUUAGAAGAAUAAGAGACAAUAAACAUAAACGUACAAACAAUAAAAACAAUAAAGUUAUAAACAGAAAACUCAAAAAAGACCACUGUUUCAGAUGUGGAAAUAAACAGAAGCAUAGUAAUGAUGAAUGCAAAGCUAUAAAUCAUAAUUGCAAAGCAUGUGACACAAUCGGCCAUUUCGAAUCAUGUUGCAUUAAAACAGGACGCGCUUUUAUUGACAGCAGGCCGCACACACAAAGCAUUAAAAGGACUCAAAACACCACUUCAUCUCGCUACCAAGACGCGAAUGAAUCAUCAUCAUCAUCAUCGUCAACUACUACAGACGACGAAUGUAGUGAACAAGGAGUAUAUCACCUUAACAAGAACAAAGACUGCAAGAGAAUAGACCCCAUUAUCAAUGGCAUACCCUGUACAAUGGAUUGGGAUACAGGUUCGAAGUUCUCUAUUAUAAAUACAAAAUUUUGGAAACAAAUUGGAUCACCACAAUUAAAACGUUCACCACCUCUGAAAGCAUAUGGAAAUAAUGAUUUUAAACUUAAACCAAGAGGACUAACAGAAGUAUCAGUGGAAAUACAGGGAAAACAAAAAAUUCUUCCUGUCAUUGUCAUGAAGACUUCAGACCCUAUGCUGUUUGGAUUAGACUGGAGUGAAAUGUUUGGAAUGGAAUUUCCGGAAGCUGUAUAUUCUAUUAAAGCAAUUAAUGAACAACAGACACUACAAAACAUCCUAACAAAUUACGCAACACUUUUCAACAACAAACUUGGUAAAGUAAAAAACUAUCAGGUCAACAUUCACAUUAAACCGGGAACAGAAGCAAAACAUUUUCCACCACGUCCUGUAAAAUUCAGUAUCAAAAAGAACAUUGAACUGGAACUAGAUCGAUUAGUGCAAGAAGGGAUUAUCACAAAAGUGGAUCCUAACAUAACACCCGUAGAAUGGUCAACUCCAACAGUUAAUGUCGUAAAACCUAAUGGUCAAAUUCGUAUUUGCGGUGAUUAUCGCGUCACAAUCAACUCUGCAUUAAUAACACACCUACAUCCAGUACCACUUUUUGACCAAUUAAGACAACAGCUUGCAAAUGGUGAAAAAUUUUCCAAAAUUGACUUAAAGGAUGCAUAUCUUCAAUUUGAAAUUGCCCCUGAAUCAAAAAAG
Messenger RNA from Galleria mellonella (greater wax moth), 1940 nucleotides. RefSeq lists its product as uncharacterized. The record is from RefSeq and is a predicted model, not a curated record. The transcript has a single exon. The annotation marks the transcript as partial. NCBI's taxonomy places the organism in Eukaryota, Metazoa, Arthropoda, Insecta, Lepidoptera, Pyralidae.